This is a messenger RNA of Dentiscutata erythropus, 347 nucleotides long. NCBI's taxonomy places the organism in Eukaryota, Fungi, Glomeromycota, Glomeromycetes, Diversisporales, Gigasporaceae. The record is from the annotation of a GenBank genome assembly.
AUGAAUGAUAAUACCAUUAUUAAAAACACAAAACUUCCUUUGCUCCCUUCAUUAUCUAAUAUUGGAGGCGAUCAUAACACUAUCUUCGAUGAUAGUACAGAAUUUUCUUGGAUCUAUUGGUUAUUCGACACUGUAGAUAAUAGUGAAAAUAAUUCUACCUUUAAUUUAGUUGAAGCAUGCAGUUUAAAAAAUGUCUAUAAAAUAAAUAAUAGUUUUGAUCAGCUAAAUACAUAUAAAAAUAUACAAAGACCUGAUAUCAGAGACUUAUCAUUUUGUGGAGACUUUUUAGAAGUUGAUGAAGAUAUGAAGCCACUUCGUUUGGACAUCCUGGAAAAUGAUUUUAACCA